AGAAAGUUCUUCAAAUACCAGCUUAUCCCAACCAAGAAUAACUUGAUAAGGUCUUGAUGACCAUUGAGAGCUUUCCUCAGCUAGUACUCCCUCAAGAAGCAAGGAAGCUGGAGGAUCGGCUCGCCGAUGCUGCUCUUGGGAAGGCAUUUCUGCUUCAAGGUGGAGAUUGUGCAGAAAGUUUCAAGGAAUUUAACGAGAAUAAUAUCAGGAAUACAUUUCAGGUUUUGUUGAAAAUGGGAAUUGUCUUAACUUUUGGAUCUCAAAUGCCCAUCAUCAAGCAGGUAGGAAGGAUAGCAGGUCAAUUUGCAAAACCCAGAUCUAAUCCAUUUGAGAUCAAGGAUGGCAUGAAGCUUCCCAUUUAUCAGGGAGACAUUAUCAAUGACACAGCCUUCAACCAAAAAUCAAGAACACCAGACCCUCUGAAAGAUUGCUUAGAGCAUAUGCUCAAUCUGCAGCUACUUUGAACCUUCUUAGAGCAUUCACAACCGAAGGUUAUGAAGAAGCCAAUAAUCUUGAUUUCAUAAACCACAAUGGGCAAGGUGAUAG
Messenger RNA from Telopea speciosissima, 546 nucleotides. Its product is annotated as phospho-2-dehydro-3-deoxyheptonate aldolase 2, chloroplastic-like. NCBI's taxonomy places the organism in Eukaryota, Viridiplantae, Streptophyta, Magnoliopsida, Proteales, Proteaceae. The record is from RefSeq and is a predicted model, not a curated record. Gene Ontology annotation, molecular function: 3-deoxy-7-phosphoheptulonate synthase activity. Gene Ontology annotation, biological process: aromatic amino acid biosynthetic process. The transcript is spliced from 2 exons. The coding region runs from base 57 to 464 and encodes 135 amino acids.